Abrus precatorius (Indian licorice) is the source of this 1636-nucleotide messenger RNA. Its product is annotated as acyl-CoA-binding domain-containing protein 3-like. Gene Ontology annotation, molecular function: fatty-acyl-CoA binding. The transcript is spliced from 2 exons. The coding region runs from base 105 to 1130 and encodes 341 amino acids. Lineage: Eukaryota; Viridiplantae; Streptophyta; Magnoliopsida; Fabales; Fabaceae. The record is from RefSeq and is a predicted model, not a curated record. Gene Ontology annotation, biological process: fatty acid metabolic process.
AUGCUAAAUCCACUUUCUUCCUAUUGGUAACGUUAUCAUCACAAAACACUCCUCACAGACCCAUAUACACACAAACUCAUAAAUUCUCUCACUAAUAGCAACACAUGGAGCUCUUAUGGGAGCUUGCCCUCACCAUAGCUCUUUCUCUUCUACUUCCAUUGGUUUUCCUUAAGCUCUUGUCCGUGACCCCAAACUUCGAAGCAAAUGAGAAAGUAGCUGUUAUUGGGCGUGAUCGUGAUCGUGAUCGUGAUCGUGGUGUCAAAUCUGAUUCCCAGGGAUGGGAAACAGAGGAAGUUGUUCGAAUUGUGGGGGAAAUUGACGAAUUUAGAGAGAAACCGAUACUGGGAAAAUUAAUGGUCCCAGAAAUCGUGGAUGUGAGUUGUGGAUCGCCCAAGAUACGCAAUUCAGGGAACACUGAUGAGAACAGAGUUUACAAUGAAAUUAAACUCGUGGAUUUCGUGGAGGAUCCUGUUGUGAAAAAUGAGAGUAAUCAAGGUAUUAAUAAAAUUAACGAAUUAGAGGUAGAAAAAGUUGAAGAGAUUGAGAUCUCUCAGUGCGAAAGAAAUUAUAACGAGAUUGAUGAAUUUAGUAGGAGCGAGGAAGUUGGUGAAAACAAGGCAAUGGUGGUGGAUGAAGAUGAUUGGGAGGGUAUAGAAAGUAGCGAGUUGGAGCAGCGUUUUGGUGCUGCAGUGGUAUUUGUCGGUUCUAAAAGCAACGCUAAUCUAGUAGCGAAUCUUUGUAAUGAUGUGAAGAUGAAGCUUCAUGGUUAUCACAGAAUUGCUACCCAUGGUCCAUGCCAGGAACCUCAGCCAAUGGCACUGAACUUCUCUGCUCGAGCUAAGUGGAUUGCAAGGCGACAACUUGGGAUUAUGAGUCCAGAGCUGGCCAUGGAGCAGUAUAUCGCCCUUCUUUCAGAAAACAUUCCCAAUUGGAUGGCAGAUUACCCUUAUGUAAGUAUAUGGUUUUACAAUACUAUUUUGUUCCCCUUUUCUAUAAACAAUAAGAUAUUGCGUAUAUUUGGUUCCUUCUUGGCCAGUUUUAUCCAUUUUCUCAAUCGUCCUAUGUAUACUGGAAGGAAGCCCGUACUUUCCUUAGUUCCCUUAAGCCCCCCAAAUUUGGUGGAUAAAUAAUUUAUUUAUUAGAUCUAUCAGAUAGAGCCUUUAGGCUUUAUAAUUAUGCUAACUAUCUACGGAUCCGACCGUGGUUAAAUUUUCGUGUUUCCCUUUAUUACAGGAUAACGCUAGGGCAGCUUCUGCAAAUUAACUACAUGAUUUUAAGGCGUAGCUACUAUAACAAAAAAAAGAGCUGAACAUUAUAAAGCGUAACCGUGUGCGCUCUGCAUUUUGUUACCUGCACAAUGAUACCUUAUUUGAUAUCACUACAGAUCCCUGAGAUUGAGUAAUUGAAGGUGCAAAUUUCACGCGUGAAAUUAUGAUUAUUGAUUUGUAGUUGUAGACUUGUAGGCCACGUUAUCAAGUAAUUCUGUAUCUUCCCCAGUUAAGGAAUUAGUCGUAUACGAUAAUGCAAUAUAAUGUCUACUCCCAUUAAAUUUCCGCUGGCGUAGGGCAAGAUUUUUGUGUCCUGUACGCAUGUGUGAAGCUGCGUGGGAACGAUUGUUUAUAGAAGGAAAUUAUUU